Molecule: messenger RNA, 2475 nt
Organism: Rosa chinensis
Lineage: Eukaryota; Viridiplantae; Streptophyta; Magnoliopsida; Rosales; Rosaceae
Product: putative disease resistance protein RGA3
Exons: 1
Coding region: 1-2475 (824 amino acids)
Source: RefSeq, a predicted model, not a curated record
AUGGAGGAGAGAGGUAAUAAAUAUUUUAAUAUCCUAUUGGGGAAGUCUUUAUUUCAAGACGUUACAAAGGAUUAUGGUGGUAAUGUUACCAAAUGUAAGAUGCACGAUCUUGUGCAUGAUCUUGCAGAACGUGUAUCAAAAUCAGGGAACUCACGCUCACUUUUUUCAAAUGGAGAAGAUCUUGAGAGCAACUUACUUAACUUGAAAUCCUUACGUGUCUUAAACUUAUACAAGGCAAAUAUUGAGGUCUUGCCGGAUUCUAUUGGAAAGUUGAAACACUUGAGGUAUUUGAAUGUAUUGAAAACAAGAAUGAAAGCACUUCCCAAAUCUAUUGGGAAGCUUUAUAAUCUACAGACACUGAAAAUACCUUAUCACCUUGAAGAGCUUCCAGGGGAAAUUGCAAAUUUGAUCAACUUGCGGCACAUUUAUUUUGGUAGAUAUAUGAAAGUUUCAGGUGGGAUAUUGGCACAGUUCACUAAUCUCCGGUCAUUACCUUUUCUCAAGGUGGGUAAAGAGACAGGUCCGAGAAUUGAGGAAUUGAGUGGUUUAAACCAGUUGCACAACACCUUGUCUAUUUAUGAACUGGAAAAUGUAGGAGAUGGAGAAGAAGCGCAGAAAGCAAACUUAGUAGAGAAGAAACAGAUACGCAAAUUGAUCCUUCGAUGGAAACUCAGUAGGCCAACCCACAAUGUGGAGAAUGACGACGAUGUACUAGAAGGCCUCCGACCACAUUCUAGUUUGGAAUUUUUGGAGAUUCAUGGAUUCAUGGGUACUAAAUGUCCAUCAUGGUUAUUGCUAACCAACAAUUUGAAAGAAAUUGAAUUAUUGGCCUGCAACAAAUGUGAGGGGGUCCCAGUACUUGGGCAUUUACCCAAUCUCAAUUGUGUUAAGAUUAAGAGAAUGCAGAAACUAACUCGUAUAGGAUCCGAGUUUUAUGGUUAUAAUCAUGUUAACUGUGGAAAUGGAUCAAGUAAGGAGGCACGGCCUUUGUUCCCUGCUUUGAAAAUAUUGCAUAUUGAGAAGGCACGGAACCUGAUUGAAUGGAUGGAAGCGCCAACAGAGAGAGGAAGUAGGGUGGUGUUUCCUUGCCUUGAGGAGCUGAUCUUGACUGACUGUGAGCAACUGACAAGUGCUCCCAGUCAUUUUCCAUCUCUCAAGAAGUUGGUGAUAGAAGACAUGAGAAGAGGAGGCACGCCAAUAGCAAGUAUUCUAAGCAAUCAACUCACCACUCUCACUUAUCUCAGCUUAUCCGAUGUGGAUGGACUUACUUGUCUGCCGGAAGGGAUGUUAGAAAACAACAAGAAUCUUGCACUUUUGGAUAUGUGGUAUUGUCCGGAGUUAAUUUGUAUAUCUCCCCAAUCACAAGGAUCUGAGUACUGCUGCGCAUCUCUUUCAUAUUUGCGGAUAUGGGGUUGUAUGAAUCUGAAAUAUUUCCCUGAUGGGCUACUCACAGCUUCUCUUAAAGAGCUAAGGUUGGGUUUUUGUUGCCAUCUAGAGUUCAACCCAAAUGCUAUACACGGUGGUCUCACAUCCCUUGAAACAUUGGAGGUGACGUACUGCUCUAAAAUAACGUCCAUUCCAUUUUCACAAGGCCUCCCAUCUCUUGGUGAAUUAACUAUAGACGGCUGUCGGGAAUUAUCAAGCCUACCGGGUGGACUGGAAUACUGUACCUCUAUUCGGAGUUUGAGAAUAACAUGGUGCCCUAAGGUACCUUCCAUUUCAAUCGAAAGUCUGAGUACAUCCCUCCAAGAGUUGUGUGUAAGUAAUCUAGACUCUCUUCCAAUUUCACAAGGAGGCUUCACAUCACUCCGUCAAUUGACAAUCGAAAGAUACCCAAGUGCACAAAUUGGGCCAGAAUUUAGUGCCUCUCUUCAAACCCUUGAAUCUCUUCAAAAAUUGAGUAUACGGUUUUGCGAUAAUGUAGAGACUAUUCCGAGUUCAGACAAGCUCACAUCCCUCCGCAGCUUGGAGAUUUAUUGUUGUCCUAAAUUAACGUGUCUACCGGAUGGGUUAGCAGCAUCGUCACAGUCCUGCUGCCUCACCCGUUUGAAGGAAUUGAAAAUUGGUGGUUUCUGCGAGGAGCUCGAUGCAUUCCCAGCUUUUCAGGCUAUACCACAGCUUGAAUCAUUAACCAUCGAGGGGUGGCCUAAGCUCAAGUCUCUCCCUGAACAAAUUCAACACUUGCCUUCUUUAAGACAUUUGACGAUAUCAUCCUUUAAGGGAGUGAGGGCUCUUCCAGAAUGGUUGGGAAACCUUGCAUCUCUUGAGGACUUGAAUAUUCGGUCGUGCGGUAGUCUGAAGUAUCUACCUUCUGUGGAAGCUAUGCAACGCCUCACCAAAUUGGAAGAGAUAGUCAUCAUCGGCUGUCCGCUUCUAGAAGAAAGAUGCAGGGAGGAGAGCGGCCCAGAGUGGCCUAAGAUUCGUCAUCUUCCAUUCAUCACGAGUAAGACUCUUUUUCAUCUAUUACUAAACUAG